Molecule: messenger RNA, 569 nt
Organism: Fomitiporia mediterranea MF3/22
Lineage: Eukaryota; Fungi; Basidiomycota; Agaricomycetes; Hymenochaetales; Hymenochaetaceae
Product: ribosomal protein S9
Exons: 3
Coding region: 20-451 (143 amino acids)
Biological process (GO): translation; maturation of SSU-rRNA from tricistronic rRNA transcript (SSU-rRNA, 5.8S rRNA, LSU-rRNA)
Cellular component (GO): ribosome; cytosolic small ribosomal subunit
Molecular function (GO): structural constituent of ribosome; RNA binding
Source: RefSeq, a predicted model, not a curated record
UCCUCAAGGUACACCCACCAUGGCCUCGUAUAACGCAGUGCAAACAUUCGGCAAGAAGAAGACCGCGACCGCUGUCGCUCACGCUCGUGAAGGCAAGGGCCUCAUCAAAAUCAACGGUUCCCCAAUCAGCCUCCUACAGCCCGAAAUUCUGCGCUUCAAGGUGUAUGAAGCGGUUCUCGUGCUCGGUGAAGAGACUUUCUCGCCAAUCGACAUCCGUGUGCGCGUAAAGGGUGGUGGUCACGUUUCGCAAAUAUACGCUAUUCGUCAGGCUAUCGCAAAGGCCGUCAUUGCGUACUACGCCAAGUAUUUCGACGCCGCUAGUGCUUUCGAACUAAAAAAGAAGCUCGUUGCAUACGACCGAACACUCUUAAUUGCAGACCCGCGUCGGAUGGAGCCCAAGAAGUUCGGUGGACAGGGUGCUCGUGCUCGCAGACAAAAGAGUUACCGUUAAGUGGCGGGUGGAUGUCUGUGCUCUUUAUUUCUGCUGUAUGGCGUACAUGUAUCAUCCAUGCGUCGUGGUCUUAUCGUGCCAAAAACAAUGCAUACAUGGCUUUGACAUGAAAAUUGAG